Dichotomopilus funicola is the source of this 1473-nucleotide messenger RNA. RefSeq lists its product as uncharacterized. The transcript has 4 exons. The record is from RefSeq and is a predicted model, not a curated record. NCBI's taxonomy places the organism in Eukaryota, Fungi, Ascomycota, Sordariomycetes, Sordariales, Chaetomiaceae. Bases 1 to 1473 code for a protein of 490 amino acids.
AUGGGCUCCAAAGCGACGGGCUCGUCUAGAGCGGACUAUAAGGACAUUCCACCAGAGCUAUCUUUCGAAAGCAUCAUCAAGAACCAGACAGCGCCACCCUGCUCCUUGAACGACUAUACGGACUACCUCUUCCAUGUCGAGCACAAUGCUGAGCCUCUUCAGUUCUUUCUCUGGUACUGGGACUACAUCCAGCGCUGGGGUAACCUUUUGCCCCGGCAGAGGGCGCUCUCCCCACCAUGGGAUCCUGAACAGGCCGCCGAGCCGUCUUCUCGCUUCAUCCGAUACAGCCAUAAGCGAGAGCGCAGCCUACGGAUGAACAAGGUCCUCGCCAUAUUGGAGAUGGAGUCUCAGCGUGUGUUCUUAGACUCGAUCCAGCCGCAGGAGGACAUCCCCGGGACCAUGACAAUUACGUCUCCGCUCCCGCCCUCCAGCCCCCCUUCCACCGCCGGGAUCCUCAGCCCAACAAAUUCGAUAGCACCACCAGACUGGCAGCCUUUCACCAUCCAACCCAAUCGCAACGAAGUCUCUCGCAUCGCCCGCCUCUAUAUCUCACCCUCUGCUCCUCGUCGCCUACGCCUUUCUCAACGCGAUCGCGAGGCUUGUCUGCGCGCCGUCCAACACACCACCCACCCGUCCACUCUCCUAUCCGCAUUCAUGGCGGCCGAAGCCGCGCUGAGGGGGCCAAGCCCUAUACCAAACCCUCGUCGUUCUUGGUUUUCGUCGCUGUUUUCUCGUCUCAGCAUCUUCCGUAAAUCAUCAUCAUCUUCACACGAGCGCUUCGUCCGUUGGGUUCGGCGCAACGCUAACCCGUCGCGCCUGCGCUUCCUACGGCUUCUCGGCGCGCUGUUGGUUGUGUUGGGUACGGCUCUAGAUGCCGUGUUGAUCGUGUUAUCAUCCUCUUUAUCGUCAUCAUCAACCCCUUCUUCGUCUUCAGCGUUACACAGCCCCUAUCUCCGAGCUAUAUGUUUUCUUCUGUGGUGGCCCGGACUGACCGUGCUCAUGGCCGCGGGAAAUGGAGUCUGUCUGCUACUACGUGGGGCGGGUAGAAGACAAGUUCGUCCAUGGGAGAGUGAAGGGCCGGUUAUGGAGCCUCCUGGCCACGGGGAGGACGGCAAACAGAACCCCGAAGCCGGCGAGCACAAACGUACAGACACCACGAGCUCCACCACCAGUACCAUGAGCGCCGUUAGCCAGGCCAGUAGUACGGUGAGCUGGGACGACCCGUUGAGGAAACCCAGUCUGCAGACCUUUGGGCCGGCGAACGACUACACGGGCGAAGCGUCGUCAUGGGGAAAGAGGUACCAGGAGAAAGGCUUCAUGAAGCGGGUGUUUGACGAGACAGUGGUAGUUCAAAAUGGUGCCUUGAUGGCGUGGCAGGACAGGACAGUUUUGUUCGCGGCUUUAUGGGGAGCGGCUGGAGCAGCGGCACUGACGGCUGUGUCGUUGUUUAUACCGAAGGGCGGGUUGUUCUGA